This is a messenger RNA of Morus notabilis, 1449 nucleotides long. RefSeq lists its product as uncharacterized. NCBI's taxonomy places the organism in Eukaryota, Viridiplantae, Streptophyta, Magnoliopsida, Rosales, Moraceae. The transcript is spliced from 5 exons. The coding region runs from base 119 to 1054 and encodes 311 amino acids. The record is from RefSeq and is a predicted model, not a curated record.
CUUGUUUGGAACGCCUACUUGGCCUUUUUUUUUUUAUUUUUUUAUUUUUUUGGGAGCUCUUUCCACGAUGGCGAGAAUAACAGAAAUUGUGAUGCCAAAAGCAUGGGAAUGAACGGCCAUGGAAAUACUCUAUCUGCUGUGCUCAAUCCUCUCCACCUUUCUCAGCUCCCUCAUUCUCUCUGUCCUUCUCCCCUUCCGCUUCCUCCUCCGCCGCUGCGGGCUUUCUCCAGCCGCCGCCACAGAUUCUCUCUCUCUCUACGAAGGAACGGUCUGGCACGAGCGCCGGCGACCGGUCCACCACGCCUUCCGCUACUCCGUUAGGUACGCGCUCAUCGGCCUUGACGGCGCGUGCAGUCCACUUCCCAGCCACCUCUCCGCAGACGAAGCUCGCCGAUUCGCCGGCUCUACCGGUCCCGUUUUGCUUUUAACAAUACCUGAAAGCGUUGGGUAUGAGCAAAAUCCAUUGAGUUUGUAUUAUUGCUACGAUGUGGAAGACUCUUCUAAGAAUUUGAACAAGUGUAUUGCCGAGGUAACCAAUACUCCAUGGGGUGAAAGAGGGUUAUUCGUUUUCGAUCCCAAGUCUGAUUUAAUAGCAAAACCCUUGCACGUCAGUCCAUUUAUGGAUAUGCUUGGUAAUUGGAGCAUCAAAGCAAAUGCUCCAGGUGAUAAUCUAUUUGUGGCAAUUUCAGUUCAGCACCCAACACUUGGUGACUAUUUCACUGCUACUUUGAGAGCCAAGAAAGUUUCAUCGUCAUCAGUGUCUGAUCAUUCACUAUUCUUCUGGUUGAUGCCACAUAAAGUUGCAGUGUGGAUAUACUGGCAUGCCCUUAAGCUAUGGUGGAAAAAUGUAUCAUUUAUCCAACAUCCGAGGUGUACCAAUCCCGAAUACAGGGAGGAAGCCAUGAUACGCGAUCAAAAACUUAGAUGUUGUCCAGUUGCCGGAGUAGACAAAGAUGAGCAUAUGAAAACUGAAGAAUUUCAAGAAUGCUUGGCUAGCACUAACUGUGGAGCUCGUCGGUUCAAAUGGAGGAAUGCUAAGUGGCCUUGGUAUUAAAUACCAAGCUUAAGACCUUGUCAUUUAUGUGAAGGUAUUCUGGCUUGUUCCUUCUGUUUCUGCUUCCGCUUCUGUAUCGUCUGUACUUUGCUAUUUAUGAGCUGGUCUUGGAAUAAACAAGCUCAUUGAAGGGGAAAAAAUGUUUUAAGGUUCACUCGAAUCUGCAAUUUUAUUAAAUAUUUGCCCCUCUCAGUCAACCUCUUCACCCCAUUUUCGCUAUUUACGGCGAUCGAGAGAAGGCUCGAACUGUUAUUGCCACUCUCGACCACCAAUGUUUUCCAAGAAUUUUGGUUUGCAUAAAUAUAAGUUUAAACCAAAGCUUUGCUGGAAAAUUUUGGCUGAACCAUUGAUGUUGUUAAUAACGAAGCAUAUUGGUUGAAUAAAAAGCAAUACUU